AUGUCCUCCCCUAAGGCCAAAGCACAAGAUGUUCUUCAGAGGUGGAUGCGGAGAAGCUAUGCUAAUAUGAUGGGUUGCUUUGUCAAGGCUGGUGAUGAUGUUGUUAACAAGUGCAGUGAUGUGAUUGCCUCAUGCCCGCUGCUUCUUAAAUAUUCAAACUCUUCUAAUGAUGCAUGCAUUAUCCCUUGGUGGAGAGAAAAGGAGAUAAUUUCUGAAGAGAGGAGAUCACAGGGUCUAUGUCCUUUGACACCGGAGGAGGCAGCCUUAGUUCUGCGAGCCUUAGGUUUUGGUAGGAAGACACAUAUUUAUAUUGCAGCUGGUGAGAUUUAUGGGGGUGAACGUAGACUUGUACAACUCAGAGCUGCGUUUCCACUAAUUGUGAAGAAGGAAACCUUGCUGGCCCGUGAUGAUCUACAGCAUUUCCAGAAUCACUCGUCGCAGAUGGCAGCCUUGGAUUUUAUGGUAUCAGUAGCCAGUAACACCUUUAUUCCUACCUAUGAUGGGAACAUGGCAAAGCUCGUGGAAGGUUAUCGUAGGUAUUCAGGUUUUAAGAAAACCAUCUUACUGGAUAGAAAAAAGGUAGUAGAAUUGGUUGACAUGCAUCAGAAUGGAAGCCUUCAUUGGAAAGAGUUUGCAGAUGCAGUGAGAGAGGUUCAUGAAAAGAGAAUUGUAAAGCCAACUCGGCGUAGGGUUAUAUUAGACAAGCCAAAGGAAGAAGAUUAUUUCUAUGCAAACCCUUACGAGUGCCUUUGUGAGGAAACUAAUUGUGAUGACUUACUAGGUCAACUACCAUAG
Messenger RNA from Gastrolobium bilobum, 795 nucleotides. RefSeq names its product rhamnogalacturonan I rhamnosyltransferase 1-like. The transcript has 5 exons. Gene Ontology annotation, cellular component: cytoplasm; chloroplast. NCBI's taxonomy places the organism in Eukaryota, Viridiplantae, Streptophyta, Magnoliopsida, Fabales, Fabaceae. Bases 1 to 795 code for a protein of 264 amino acids. The record is from RefSeq and is a predicted model, not a curated record.